Molecule: messenger RNA, 654 nt
Organism: Arachis ipaensis
Lineage: Eukaryota; Viridiplantae; Streptophyta; Magnoliopsida; Fabales; Fabaceae
Source: RefSeq, a predicted model, not a curated record
UUAGAGGGAAAAAAAAUGGAGGAAACGACAGUGGUAAUUGUAGGUGGUGGACCUUCAGGGCUUGCAAUAUCAGCAUGCCUUAAGCAAUACUCAAUUAGUCACAUAGUACUUGAGAAAGAGGAUUGCAAUGUUUCUCUUUGGAGAAAGCAUGCUUAUGAUAGAGUAAACCUUCAUUUGGCCAAAGAGUUUUGUGAGUUACCUUUGAUGUCUUACCCUCCUUCUUACCCUACCUUCCCCUCCAAGUCUUGUUUUCUCGAAUACGUCGACAGAUAUGUCGAACGUUUCGAGAUUAGCCCUCGCUACUGCCGGACAGUGGAGUCGGCCACGUACGACGAGGGCGAACAGAUGUGGAAGAUUGAGGCAAAGGCGAUGGUUAAAGAAGGGGAUAUGGAGAAGGUGGUUGAUGAGGUUUAUAGGGCAAAGUAUGUUGUGAUAGCCACAGGUGAAAAUAGUGAAGGAUAUAUUCCAAAUGUGGUUGGCUUAGACACUUUUAGUGGACAAAUAUUGCAUUCCAAACACUAUAAAAGUGGUUCUAUAUUUGCAUCAAAAGAGGUUUUGGUUGUUGGAUGCGGCAAUUCUGGAAUGGAAAUUGCAUAUGAUCUUCAAAUUUCUGGUGCCAAAACUUCAAUUCUCAUGAGAAAUCCGGUAAUUUAA